Molecule: messenger RNA, 369 nt
Organism: Prunus armeniaca (apricot)
Lineage: Eukaryota; Viridiplantae; Streptophyta; Magnoliopsida; Rosales; Rosaceae
Source: the annotation of a GenBank genome assembly
AUGGUUUUCUCAUCAUCUGCAACUGUUUACGGGCAACCUUCAAAAAUUCCUUGUGUUGAGGAUUUUGACCUUGUAGCUUUGAAUCCAUAUGGCCGUACAAAGCUUUUCCUUGAAGAAAUUGCUCGAGAUAUACAUAUAGCAGACCCAGAUUGGCAAAUUAUUCUACUGAGGUACUUCAACCCUGUCGGGGCUCAUGAGAGUGGGCAAAUUGGUGAAGAUCCCAAAGGCAUCCCAAACAACCUCAUGCCUUACAUACAGCAAGUAGCUGUUGGAAGAUUGCCUGAGCUUAAUGUUUAUGGUCAUGAUUAUCCCACCAAGGAUGGUACUGCGGUAUGUAAAAUCCAUCAAGAUUGUUUUUCUUCAAGAUGA